AUGCAAGCUCACAACCACGAAGAAGAGUUGUGGUCGCACACCGCCGACUCUGGGCCGAUGGCAUCACCAACAGCCAUGUUGCAUGGCGCUGAACCCCAAGUUCAUCCUUUUCUGCCUUAUAAGCACGAUGUGGUGAUCUACCAGGACCGCUCGCUCCUGCGCCCCGUCUUAGUCCUUCUGGCCUCUUGCUGGAUCUGGGAAACUGUCUCUUUUCUGGCCGCCGGGGCCUUCUUCGGGAUUUUCCUCUGGCUCUUAUUCAAGUACGAUGGAAAGCUAGUUGAGACAUGGGCUGACAAUGGUCCUAUCUCCGGUCUCUUCAAGACACUGCCAGCUGCCAUUUCCUUCCUGGCCACCUUAAUGAGGGGGGCAAUGCUCUAUCCUGUCCUGUCGGCGAUGGGGCAACUGAAAUGGCACCAUUUUCGGAGGACGCGUCCAAUGUACGAUUUCGAAGUUAUUGAUAAGGCAACUCGAGGAUACUUGGGUUGCGUUUUCCAGCUUCUGUCUGGGACGGCCCUCCACAUGUUCUCCGUGGGAUCCAUCAUCAUCCUCGGCACAAUCCUCCUCGGACCCUUCCUCCAGAACGCAGUUCAGACGCACAACAGAUUCUACAGCAACACCACGAUGGGCGAUCCAAAUGCGGUCCUCGCAGUCUCAAAUCGAUAUGAAUACCCCGGAGUUCAGCCCAAUGAGACCGUCACCGAUAUUGAUACGAGAGUGGUUAGGAAGCCGGGGCUCCUUGAAUACGGCAUAUCUGAGGCGGGAAACGUUGCCACCUCGUUUACUACGUCCUUGUUUAACGAUCCUGUCUACGCAAGACUGGCGAUGAGUGUCAAUGAAAGCAUCCCGGAGAAUAGUUCCUUUAAGGGAGAGGAACCUACCCUGGCCGUCCUGGCCCAUGUAGUUAACGCAACAGGAACGUUCAAGUCCACCAGCGAAUAUCUCCUACAUAAUAACCGGACCCUGUUCGACAUCCGAAGCCGGCCGAACGAUGACGUUCAUCUGGCUGAGCCCUCUACCUGUACCUUCAAUGGGACCGUCCGACCUUGCAACUACACGAUACAGCGGUCGGCCCAUAGAGGACUCCAACAACUCUUGACACUCUUCUUAAACAUGGCAUCCGGCUGGACUCCCGAUGGCCCCAUUCAGAAACUUAGAGAACUGGAUUUCUCAAACCCGAAAGCUGAGAUGUUCUGGUCUAGUCUCGUCGACCAAUUCGAACUGGGGGUCGAUGAGCCCCUCGUCGAGACAAUGUUCAUUUUUCUAGAUCGGGUGGCACAGUUCACGACAAAUAGAAUACGAGCCGCAUCGAAUGCCUCCGAAUUCGGUGAAGCUAGGACUCUGGUAGCCACUGCCUGGAGAACUAGAAAAGAAGAACUAUGGAAGAAUUCGCAGGCGGCGGUGUUAUAUCAUGGAUUCAGCGACAAUGGCCCAAGGGACGAGGUGCCCAUCUUGACGGUUGCGGAAAUGGAGAGAGCCGCAAAAGCGACAUAUGCUCGGUUAGAGGAUGACGGUACUAGGGUAAAGCUGAAGAUUAUGGGUUAG
This is a messenger RNA of Scedosporium apiospermum, 1542 nucleotides long. RefSeq lists its product as uncharacterized. The coding region runs from base 1 to 1542 and encodes 513 amino acids. Lineage: Eukaryota; Fungi; Ascomycota; Sordariomycetes; Microascales; Microascaceae. The record is from RefSeq and is a predicted model, not a curated record. The transcript is spliced from 5 exons.